UCAAAAGCGUGUGGUGAAUAACACCUAUAAUUUGAUCAUUAGUUAUAAGGUACUUGUCUCUUCUAAAUUCUCCAUUCUUGUUCCUUUUUUUUUCACCUUCACCAAAUUCACCAUUAAUUUAUUCUCCAUUUUUUCUCUAUAUAUAACACACAUACAAAGAAAACCCUAAUCCUUAAUUUUUUUCUUCUUCCAAAAGUUUCUAUUAUGGCGGAUAGAGUAUACCCAGCUGCUAAACCAGCUGUUCCUAAUGGCACUGCUGCUCCGGCUCCCGCUCCUGCCGCCGCCGCCGCCGCCAACGGCGGAGCUAAUCAGACGUUUCCGGCGAACAAAGCUCAACUUUACAACGCUGCUAGACCUACUUACCGUCCUAUGCCGCCUCCCCGCCGUAAACACCGACGGAGCUGCUGUUGUUGUUGUUGCCUGUUUAUUACCUUAUUCAUAAUCACUAUUGUUCUACUUGCUGCAAUUGCCGGUGCGAUUUUCUGGGUACUUUACCGUCCUCAGAGGCCUUCCUUCUCUGUUUCUACUCUUCAAGUCUCUCAAUUAAAUCUUACUUCUACGAAACUCGCGUCGAAAUUCAGUCUCACCGUUGUUGCUCGUAAUCCAAACAAAAAGAUCUCUUUCUUCUACGAUCCUAUUAACAUUUCGUUCAAUUCCGCCGAUGUUGAUAUCGGAGACGGAUCGUUACCGGCUUUUACGCAUAAUAGGAAAAACACAACGACGUUGAAGACAGUAGUGUCAAGUUCAGGAAAAAACCUGGACGAUUCUGCGAUUUCUAAUCUGAAAUCUAAAUUGAAGAAUAAGAAGAGUCUGCCAUUGGAGAUAAAGCUUGAUACAAAAGUUAAAGUCAAAGUUGGAAGCUUGAAAACGAAGAAAGUCGGAAUUCGAGUUAAAUGCAGUGGUAUUAAAAUUACUGUUCCUUCCGGCAAAACUCCGACUAAAGCUACUACUUCAAAUGUGAAAUGCAAAGUGGAUCUUCGAAUCAAGAUCUGGAAAUGGACUUUCUGAUUAACACUUUGAUUUGAUUUUUCUUUACCCUGUUUCUUUGCUUGUUGAUUUCUUUGUUUUUUUGGUAAAUGGAUGUUUGUAGGAUAUUGGUUUUUGAUAUAUAUACAUAAUCAAAUUUGUUCAGUUAGGAUUGGAAGUAGCAGCAUAUAUAUUCAUUCUUAAUAUACAUUAAUAUUUGUAUUUUGUUAUUUGAUCAUAUAUUGAAUUUACAUUUCAAUUUCUGCUA
Messenger RNA from Solanum lycopersicum (tomato), 1234 nucleotides. Its product is annotated as NDR1/HIN1-like protein 13. Lineage: Eukaryota; Viridiplantae; Streptophyta; Magnoliopsida; Solanales; Solanaceae. Gene Ontology annotation, cellular component: plasma membrane. The record is from RefSeq and is a predicted model, not a curated record.